CUUGUCAAAUAAAACCAACUGAUAAGCACUGGGAAUAAAUUAGCAAUAAUAAGGAUGGGUCUAAGAAGAAUUCACAGUACCCAGCCAAAAGCUUAGGACGCUUUGUUCUCCUGCUACAAGGCAUUUAGUAGUCUUCAACUUGAAGGUCACCAAAACUCUAAAAAUGGAGAAUGUAUUGGCCUUCUUCAAAGCUUGUGAAAUGGGUAAUAUUGUCGGUGCGAAAAACCUGCUUGAAGGACCGCUUGAUCUGUUAAACUUAAUUCAACAUAAGACUUGGGAGGGAAGAACAUGUUUUCAUAUGGCAAUAAUUUCAGGAAGCGCAGAUUUGUUGCGAAUGUUAGCAAGAAAGCUGCGGGAUGCGGAUCUAAUCAACAUAAUAAAAGAGGGGGACAGAAACGGCGAGACGGCUUUACAUUUAGCUGUGAGGAAAACUCGCGUAGAUCUUGUGAAACAGUUGGUAGAAUUGGAUGCAAAUUUGUGUGAUUGUGCAAAUAAAGAAGGAGAAACUCCACUUAAAUUGGCAGUCAGUUUGGUAUUCAAAGGAGCCGUAGAGUUUUUAGUAACUCGCACAUCAAACGCCCUGCACUACAUAGUGGAGCUCAACCAAGUGAAACUUGUUGAAUAUUUAAUUAAGAAAGGGGUAAAGUUGUCAAAACUUAUCAAUCAGCCUUACCAGCCUGCCACAAAUCCUCCUGACGAUGAAGGUAAUCGUGCUACUAAUCAGACAAAUUUGACUAACAGGGAUACCCAGGAGGACCAGCUAAUUGUUCGGCGAGGGGACACUCCUUUGCACAUUGCAGCAAGGAACAAAUAUGAGAGCAUGGUGAAUUUGUUGUUGAAAGUACCUGAUGGGAACAAGUUUGCCCGAAACAGUGAGGAGAUGACACCAUUUGACAUUGCAAGAGAAGUCACGGAGUACCACGAAUCUUUCAGGAUUAUAAAAAAGCUGGGAGACUUUAGCCGGAGUCCGAAGGUAUUCAUGUACUGUGUACCACAGGUGAGCCGUAAAAAGUACAAGAACGCGAGCUUAAUGGUAGACAAAGCCUACGAAGAGAGACGCAAUGCAGAACUAGUUGUGGCAGCUCUUUUAGCUACCAUGACAUGCGCCGCUGCUUUCACAGUCCCAGGCGGUUUCGAAUCGGAGAGCGAUGCAAAAGAGGAUCCAGGGAGCCCUCUUCUUUUAUCCUUCACUUCAUUUAAACUCUUCAUUAUUUUCAACUGCAUAGCCUUUUUUCUAUCUCUCUUUGUUUGUAUAAUGUGGGAGAUGAGCUCACAGCUUACUACAGAAAACAAGAUGGUGUUUAUGACUAUCAACAGUUUAGUGAUUUGCUACAGCUUUGCGUUCACCGCUUAUGGGUUUAUGGCUGCGGUGUACGCGAUGCUGGAGCGUAAGGCUAAAACCUUCUCUUGGGUUGUUCUGGGAAGUCUCAUAUUCAUUUCUUUGUGCGGCGUUCUCGCAUUCGCCCGUCAAUCGAUACACUUUGUAGUGAAGCGGGCCAGAUUCCAUCGCCUCUGUGGUGUAUCUCUUUUAUUGGAUGAAACUGCUGAAAAGGUAUGGUCUGGAGCAGAAUAUUAUGGGCUUCUCAACCUUCUCCGUUCAGCUGAUGAAAUUAUCCACGAUUUUAUCGCUGGGCAUUGCAAGUUCAGGCCGCAUCGUGAACAUGAAGGUAGCUUCAACCAUGUUUAGAUAUCGUUCUACAACACUACACCCUCCCUACCUCAUAUGACCGACCACCAUAAACCUUAUUACCAUAUAAUAAUUGACUCUAUCAUGUCACAAAUGUAAUAAUAAUCGAGUGUUAUCAGUGCCUUCUAGCAAACUGGUACAACAUAGCAUAUAUCAAUUUUAAUUAUUU
Molecule: messenger RNA, 1856 nt
Organism: Cryptomeria japonica (Japanese cedar)
Lineage: Eukaryota; Viridiplantae; Streptophyta; Pinopsida; Cupressales; Cupressaceae
Product: ankyrin repeat-containing protein NPR4
Exons: 4
Coding region: 164-1687 (507 amino acids)
Cellular component (GO): plasma membrane
Molecular function (GO): protein phosphatase 1 binding; protein phosphatase regulator activity
Source: RefSeq, a predicted model, not a curated record